AUCAUAGACAUUGAAGAUUUGACAUUUUGUAUUUUUCGUUGUCAAAAACAGUAAAUUUGAUGAAAUCCACUUAUCACUACGUAUCACAAGCAAUAACAAAAUUUGUAUUUAAAUGAAUUAAACUUAAAGCGUUUCACAAUGAAUUUUGGUGGUACAUUAAGAAUUAAUAAAUUCGCUUGUUUCAUAUUAGGUUUUUUAUUAUUUCUAAUAAUUUAUUGGCGAUCCGGCGGUGCCACAGUGACUGAUAAAAGUGAUUUAGUGAAUUUAAAACAUUUGUUAAAAGCAGGUAUUUUUGCGGCAGAGCGUGGUGGUAAGAGAGUUGUGAGUCAAAAGAAUGGAGAAUUAAACGUUCAGAGUAAAGGGAAGACGCAAGAGGGCGCGAACGAUCCUGUAACGGACGCUGAUUUCGCUUCGCACUGCGCUAUGUAUUACAGUUUGAAAAAUACGUUUCCUAAGUUGUCCAUAGUGUCGGAGGAGCAUACGGGAGUGGCGGGCUGCAGUGACCAGGAGGCCAUAGACUUGGAGAGUACGCCGGCGGGGCACGGUGUGAUAGAUUACAUGUUUGAUGAACUUGUUUACAUUAAGGAUGUGACUGUUUGGAUUGAUCCGUUGGAUGCUACGCAGGAGUACACAGAGGGUCUUUACCAGUAUGUGACCACCAUGAUGUGCGUGGCCAUUAAAGGAGUGCCGGUUAUUGGAGUUAUACACUAUCCAUUUACUCCGCGCACCUACUGGGGAUGGUACACCAAGCGGACCUCAGACAAUAUACCCAGUGUGGCCCAUAAGGAAGAAAACAAGAACCAGCCCACCGUGGUGGUGUCUCGUUCGCACCCGGGUAAAGUGACGGAGACAGCGAAAAAGGUUUUUGGUGAUAAAACCACUGUCAUCCCGGCAGCUGGCGCUGGGUACAAAGUCAUGACUGUUGUCAAUGGCACCUACGACAUCUACCUCCACACGUCCGUCAUCAAGAAAUGGGAUCUCUGCGCCGGCGACGCCAUCAUCAAGUCCGUCGACGGCAAGAUGACCACCACCAGGGGCGACGCCGUCGACUACUCGCCCGGAGAAGUCAAAGUGACAGACGGAGUCCUAGUCUCCAGGUACGACCAUGAGUAUUACUUGAGUAAGAUUCCAGUUUUAGCGCCUUGAGUGCCAAAGUGUUAGGGCUCCAUUAGAACCAAUUUUUGAACCGUUAUUAGACCGCGUGUCUCUUUACGUGUCUAUGUUUCGUUAACUGUUUACUAUCAGGCAAGUAUACUUGUUUGCGGUCAACAUGGUUUUAAUAAAAGGGUGAAUCUACUUUUUUUGUUUUGUUAUCCUGUCCCGUUGUCCAAGGGACAACAGUGGCACAGUUUGUUUGAAGAGACGUUGUAUGCCGUUCUAUUAACAUGCUUAGUAGGGGGCCCAUUAUGGACAUUGGUUAUAACGACCACAAAAACGCAAGUUUAAUACAUUUAAGUACCAUAAAAUCAGUAUUUCAAUGAACUUUUGUCCCCUGGACAACUAAUCGUAACCAUGGCAACGAGUGACGCUAAAAAGUUGAUUCUCCCAAAAACCUUGAGUCCGCAGCAAGCUCGGUUCUCCAUACGAACGUAGUCACACUCUCAUUUUAUAACGACUAAAUAUUUUAGAUUGCUUUGAAACUUUGUACUUACAAUAGGAUAAGGUAGAUCUAUGCCAAAUAACACUAGACCCUACUCAUAGUGUUGUGUUCCUGCCGGUGAGUAAGGUUGCCAGAGCUCAACGAGGGGGUGUUAGGGUCGGCAACGCGCAAGUAACUUCUCUGGAUUUGCAGGCGUACAUAGGCUACGGAGACUGCUUACCAUCAGGCGGGCCGUAUGCUUGUUUGCCACCGACGUAGUAUUAAAAAAAAUGCCUGUAAUUAGUUUAUGUAGUUACAUCUUAUAAAACAAAAGAGCAAAAACAUUAUGUCAAUGUAAGGUAGAAGUACUAGUGCUCGACGCUGCACUAGUACUCGACAUGGGCACUUUAUGUCAAAGUGACAAGGAUUAAGUUCGAAUACAGAAAAAUCUUCGUUGUUCAAAUUUAACCUGUAUUUCCAUGAAAUAAAGUGCCCAUGUCGGUGACUAGUGCAGCGUCGAGCAUCGGUCAUUACAACCCAAAACGUAGUUUUAAAAUGAGAAGGAAACUCCGUUUGUAUAGGAAGGUGAAAUUCGGCCGAGCUUGCUGCGGUCUCUUAAGAGCUGUGGUGCAAACUGCUCACACAUUUUGAUGUCCGCUUAUCAGUACCCCUAGUGUAAAUUUGAUCGACAUCAUAACGUGACGAACGCGUUUGCGUUAAGUCUCAUUUUGUAUAGGAUUUUGAGUUUCCAAAACGUCUCGCUUGGCGCGCUCUUUCUAAAUCCAAUACAAAAUGAAACUAAACGCAAACGCGUACGUCACGUUCCGAAAUCGAAUUUAUUUACACUAGGGGUACUGGUAGUCCCUUUUUGCCACAUUGUUUUUUUUUGUUCAGGGAAAGUGCAUUAAGUCUAAUGAUUUUCGGUCACUAUUUUGACAAAAACUGUAUAUGUAUGAUUGUGUUACGAAUGUGGAUUGGUUAUUUUUAUAAAAUUGUGUAUCUGGAAAAAAACUUCUUAUUGUAAGUAUUUUUGAAAAUAAUCCCCAUUUUCAAAAGUAAAAUAAAAAGUUGUCUUCUGCUUAAGGUCCUAUGUACAUUACAAUCCCAAUGUAAUGUAACCUUUCUUAAAACAAUUUAUUUCGAAUUUUUAUUAUUAAUAGAUUUUUGAACAAUUUUAAUCUGAUAUUCCAAUUAACAUAAAAAAGUACAUAGGCAAUAAUUAGACUAUAAUUAAGUUAAAUUUUAUUUUGUGUUGUAAAUGAAAUCGAAUAUUAAUUUUUUGCUAUAUAAUUUUAUACAAUGUUAUAAAAUGUAUUUAUUUAUUAUCUUUAAUAUUGAAAAUGGCGAGUGGCGAGUCUCAAAUUCCGAAAUGGUAGGUAUCAUAGUUGUAUAAAUACUUAGGCGCAGUAGACGUGUUUGCAUUUUUCGUCUUAUCCUCUUAAGGCCCAGCCAUAGAAAUGAAAAAUCCAAAAUUUGCCACUGGAAUUUGAACCUAUAGUGCACGGAAUACAGUUGAUUUUAUUUUGUUUGAAAAUUGCAUGAAACAAAACAAAUGCAACUCUGUCCUAAUUGAAUAUGAUUUAAAUUUAAUCGAACUGAAUAAGUCCUAUUGGUAGGACCUUGGGCCUUACGAGGUUAUAACAAAAUUGUAAGGUGCAAAAGUGUAAAUAUAAGUCCUUUGAAAACGGUAGUUUAAUAAUUACUUUGAUCUAACCUUAAAACUGAAUGUCCAUAUUUAUUAUUUAUUUAUACUCAAGAAAACCGGUUCAAAUAAACUUAUGUUUGUUGUGUAUUUUUUUUCAGAAAGGUUGAAUGUCCCUAGCAUAAAUUAAUAUUCAUUCAUUCAAAUAAUAGCAAUACUUUUAAAGGCCAGUCCAGACGCAUCAAUUUUUCACAAUCUCAUUAAAUUGUCAUUUUAAUUGUGUUGGGUCGGACGCAAACAUGAAAUUGGCUCGCCAAUUUCCACUUCCGAUCCGAUUGUAAAAUUGUGACCGAUCAAAUCAGGAGGUGUGAGAAACAAAUUUUCGACACCAUCAAUCGAAAAUUGGUGAUUAGGUGAGAUUAACGCCAAUUUAAUUUCUGAUCAAAUUGACAAUUUGGUUGUCCCGGACUGGCCUUAACAUUGGUGAACCUUAUGUCUUUGGAAUAAGGUUUACGAAUUAUCAGUUCUGUUCGACAGUUAGGCGCAUGGCUCACUGCAUCCGAUUAGUCGCACCGAAGUUUUAGCGUGACAACGUGUAUUAAAGCGGGAAGCAUUCUGCCAUGCGCCUAAAAGUAGACUAAUCCAUAAUGAAACACUUUCUAUUCACGCUGGCCAGUUAUUAUGUCUGAAACUAUUAUUUGUAAUGAACAAAUUUUGGUAGCAUAUUCUGACCUUUUCCGGGCAUAGUACGUUUUAUCGACCACAUACGUGCCAAUAGAUUUUGAACUCUAGUAUUCCGAUUUAAGGUUCAAAUUAGAUUGCACUUUCGGGAAAUGUGACUUGUCUUCAAAUGAAAUUAUCAAAUUUUUUGGGAACACGUUGUAAAUUGGUGCGGCCUGGGAAAGGGAAUUAUUUGUAAUUAACCUUUUCGCCGCCACGUGAAUGAAGUAAUAAAGUGACAUCAACACCACGUCAAAAAUUGCUGGCAUGCAAUCCUGACCAAAACCACGACUUUAUAUGAAGUCGUGGCGUGUGGGGCACGAAAUGUACUGACUUUAUAUCAAGUUAAUGGCGGCGAGAAGGUAAAACCAUUUGUAAACUAACUAUAGUUUGUCAAAAGACUAUCUCAUUUGAAACAUAGACAGAGAGAAUCAUACUAUCUUUGUCUUACAUUAGUACUAGCACCGAAAAGAAAACGAUGAGUAUAGUUUUAUUUGUUCUUUUUUACUGACAAAUUGGUUUGACCAACUAUACUUUGUAAUGUACUUAUUUGGUAGCAUAUUACUAAGAUGUUUUCUAAAUAAUAAAUCUGUCAAUUAAAAUAGUAUUUUCAUAAAAAAAAAAUGUAGAUUGUAGAACAUUAGGACUUCCUUAUAGGUAUGUAGGUAUAGGGCUGUGAAAAAAAUAUGUCAAAAUCAAAUAUAUAUUCUACUUACCCCUUUAACUUAAAAUUAAAUUAAUUGCUAAAACACUUGUAGUAAACGUCAACCCAUAAGGCUUUCUCGAAACUUAUGUACCUACGAAAAAUAUUUUUCAUUACACAUGCUCGUAAAAGGUGUUAUUAAACGUAGGCGAUGCAGUUCGUAAAUACUAAAAUGCUCGCAAAUUCUACAUUUUGAUCUAUUAGGGCUGUAAUGUACGUCCGAAAUUAGGCAUAAGUUUUUUUCCCCAGAAGUGUGAUGAAAAACAUUGUGUGCCACAGGGGGUACAGGAAUUACGUAUUCGUGUUAAUUAAGCCCUCGCAUUCGAGCUUCAAUUCACACUCGUCCGUAAAUUUUUGUUUUUGUAUGUGGACUUCCAGGACAGGGCUGGUUACAUAAAGUGUGAUUCGCAAAAAUUUUUAACAGGGUUGUAGCCUAAAUUGGUUGUGGGAAAAUUUUAGACGUACGUACAAUUUAAAAACUAAAAAUUCACAUAUUACUGUAACUUUAUACAUUAACUAUUAAUUUAUUUAAUGCCUGUUCCAGCGGCAAUUCUUGUAGUUUGUACUUGUAGUUGGGUACUUUCGAUCCAGUGCCGCGGAGAGCGUGUUAAAUUUACCUGUAUAAUGAAUUAAAAUAAAAUAAAAAAUAUAUAAAAAAAAUAUAUAUUAUAGGACAUUAUUACACAAAUUGACUAAGUCCUACAGUAAGCUCAAUAAGGCUUGUGUUGAGGGUACUUAGACAACGAUAUAUAUAAUAUAUAAAUAUUUAUAAAUACUUAAAUACAUAGAAGACACCCAUGACUCAGGAACAAAUAUCCAUGCUCAUCACACGAAUAAAUGCCCUUAACAGGAUUUGAACCCGGGACCAUCGGCUUCAUAGGCAGGGUCACUACCCACUAGGCCAGACCGGUCGUCAAUGAUUUAAUGUUUUAUUCUUUUAUAUUGUUAUUUUUUGUGAACGAAAUUAUUACUUGUAAAUAGAUUAGCGUAAGAUUUUAAUUGAAGUAAAUUAUUCUACUUA
This is a messenger RNA of Cydia pomonella (codling moth), 5665 nucleotides long. RefSeq names its product putative inositol monophosphatase 3. Gene Ontology annotation, molecular function: 3'-nucleotidase activity. The coding region runs from base 139 to 1146 and encodes 335 amino acids. The transcript is spliced from 4 exons. The record is from RefSeq and is a predicted model, not a curated record. Gene Ontology annotation, cellular component: endomembrane system. NCBI's taxonomy places the organism in Eukaryota, Metazoa, Arthropoda, Insecta, Lepidoptera, Tortricidae.